Molecule: messenger RNA, 28940 nt
Organism: Podarcis lilfordi (Lilford's wall lizard)
Lineage: Eukaryota; Metazoa; Chordata; Lepidosauria; Squamata; Lacertidae
Source: the annotation of a GenBank genome assembly
CCCAGGGGAGGGGCUUGGGGCGCAUUUGCUGGUGCCGAAGCGGAGAGCGCAGCGCCCCCGGAGCCCGCCCCGUCGAGUCCUCCUCCUGCCAUCUACCUAGCCGGCCGCUCCGCGCCACUCUCCCUGCCGCCAGGAUGUCUCGGCCACUGUCCGACCACGAGAAGCGCAAGCAGAUCAGCGUGCGGGGCUUGGCGGGCGUGGAGAACGUGACGGACCUGAAGAAGAACUUCAACCGGCACCUGCACUUCACCCUCGUCAAGGACCGCAACGUCGCCACCCCGCGCGACUACUACUUCGCCCUCGCCCACACAGUCCGCGACCACCUCGUCGGGCGAUGGAUCCGCACCCAGCAGUACUACUACGAGAAGGACCCCAAGGUGGGAGAGCCCGUCUGGGAAGGAGGAGGAAGAGGAGGAGAUCAAAGGAGCGCGGGAGGGGGGAGAGGUCCGGAGGGGGGAGGGGCUCGUGGCCCCCAGCCGAGGGAGGACCCUGGGCCCAUAGGAGCCCCCCCAAAUAUUUGAGUCCCCCCACAAGUUGAUGGGUACUGACAUUCAAAUGGUAUGGGUGAGCUCCGUCAUGUGAUCAAUAUACGGGGCGGUGCUUACUUGCCCCCCCCCUACCUGGGCCGGUGGAGGGGUGUGGGUGUCCGCUCAGGGUUGCCCCCCCUCCAAAGUCGGCUGGGGGAGGGAGCAAGGAGUUUACUCCUUUCCUUCAGUGAGACUAGACGGUGACCUGGGAGGAAGGAUUGGGGAGGGGGAAUACUUUUUUUUUGGGGGGUGCUCCUUCAAGUACUUCUGUGGAGCGUCUGCCUCCUGCCUGACCUUUCGCACUCCGUGCCUUCUUCGAACUGGUGUCAGCCUCCCCCCCCCCCGGGCUCCUCCCGGUGUCUUAUUCCGGACCCCCCCCCCCCGCGUGCCCUUUGCAUGUCUGGGUUCCAGCAAGCUCCGUCCUCUCGCUCCCCGUGGCUCCAGGGGUCGAAGCUGCCCCUCCGGAGGGCGGGGCGACAGGGGAGGCGGGGUAUCCAAGCCAGUCUUCGGUCGGGGGUAUUAAUAGCUGCUUAAGACGCUUCCCCGCCGCCUGCGGGAGAGAGAGGCCACCUGCUCCCAUCCGCGGGUCAGGAUGGAGGGCCAAAAAGCCCUAAGACGCCCACCUGAAGCUUGGAGAGCAAAACCCCUUCUGUUUGGGGGUCUGUUAGGGGGAGAACUUCUGCAUGCCAAGCAGGUGUUCCACCCCAAGGCUCCAGCCCUUCGCUUUGAGCUCUGCAGGCCUCAGGUGGUAGGUGAGGGAAAGAAAUGCGACCCCCCCUCCCAGUUUCCAUCCAGUAGUAUUCAGAAACAUUGCUGCCUUCCGCCAUCAUGGCUAGCAGCCAUCAACAGCCCCCCACUCAAUUAAUAUGUCUACUCCUCCGUUAAAGUCAUCCAUGUGGGUGGCCUCCUGCAGCAGGGAGUUCCAUAGUUUAUGUUCUGUGUGGAUCACUAAGCUGACCUGGCUUCAGGUUCAAAGACCAAGCAAAGCAGCCCCCCCCCCCAACUUUCAUUCCGCAUACCCAGUUGCAUUUGAACAUCCAGGAGAUCUGCCCCACCCACCCCAAUUUCAGCCUUCCAGAGAUUGGGGUGGGGGUAGGGGUGGGGUCUCCAGGUAUCUGCCUCCCUCUCUGCAUCACAAAGGGAUGGGCCUGGCCAGGGGAGGCAGCUCCUUCCCGUCCUCUUUAAAUUUAGCCCAGCCUGACAUUUGCUGUGAACUUUUGCCAUUUAAUUUCGGGAUAGGCCUGUGUCAGCAGCACCAGGGCUCCGGGGGAAGGACACCAGAUACAGCUGGCAGCAGCAGACCCAAGAUGGGCCGGUCUCGGCUUGCGGAGCUUGGAAAGGUCAGCCGGCCGGUGGAGGAACAGCAGCAGCAGUGGUGGGCCUUGCGUUCUGGUUCUGGAGGGGUACCUGGCCGCAGGUUCCUUCUGCCAGAGGAAACACCUUUACUUUGUGAUGCCUCCUUGCCUGCUGCUCAUUCCCAGUAUCUCAAAAAGGGGCUUAGUUUGUGCUGGCAACCACACCAGUGCUGUGGCUGAGUCCCAGGACGUAGAAUCAAAGAAUGUGAGAGUCUGAAGGGGGGUCUGGGAGGUCAUCCAGCCCAACCCCCACCUCAGCGCAGGGUGCAAGCUGGACUUUGGUAUCACUGAUGGCUGGUUGCCCAGUUUCUGCUUAAGUAGCUCUAGCAAAGGAGAGGAAGGGAGAGGGAGCACUCACGACCCCCCUGAGGCAAGACUGCCUCACUGGCCGAGGGCUCUUCCUAUUAGGAAAGUUGCCUUGAUGUUUAGCCAAAAUCUGCUCUUUCCCUGCAAUCUCCACUCUUUGGUUCAUGUCUGCUAGCUCUCCAAAGAAACCCAUAUUGUGCUCCCCCCCCCCCCAUUUACAGAGAGGGGUUUAAGAAUUAGAGACGUAUGAAACAACAAACAAUAGGAGUGCCUCUGAGAAUGCUCAGAGUGUCACAGUCAUUCCUGAGGACAUGGAUUCAUGGAGUGAGAAAUGUCAAGGGGGCUCGAUCCCACCCAGAGCUCACCAGGUGACCUGCCCUGGACUCCGGCUCUGCUCAUUCCAGCUGUGUGGAGGAGGCUGGAUCUCAUCUGUCACUGGUGGGAAGUCAUUCUCACGGAGCCACGAUGCUGCUGCUGCUGCAGUAAAUUUACACUGAUUCUUAUUUUAAGUUGAGGACCAGAGUGGUCAGAGGACAGGAGAGAUUUUGCUCCAAACCUCUACUCCAGGAGUGAGCAAACUUUUUCAGCAGGGGACCGGUCCACUGUCCCUCAGACAUUGUGGGGCGCCAGACUAUAUUGGGGGGGGGGGGAAUGAAUGAAUUGCUAUGCCCCACAAAUAACCCAGAGAUCCAUUUUAAAUGAAAGCACGUAUUCUACUCCUGUAAAAACACCAGGCAGGCCCCACAAAUUACCCAGAGAUGCAUUUUAAAUAAAAGGACACAUUCUACUCAUGUAAAAACAUGCUGAUUCCUGGACUGUCUGUGGGCCGGAUUUAGAAGGUGAUUGGGCCAGAUCUGGCCCCCGGGCCUUAGGUUGCCUACCCAUGCUCUACUCAGUCACUCUGCCCACUGGGCAACCUUAGUCUCUCUUUUAGCCUAAUCUCCCUCAUAGGGUUGUUGUGAAGAUAAAUUGAGAGAGAACCCUGCAAACUGCCUUAAGCUCAAUGGAGAAAAGGCAGAAUAUAAAUUAUUAUUAUUAGUAGCAGUAGUAGUGGGGAGCCUGCAACAAAAUGUUGCAGUGUAGUGUGGCAUGUGCUGCACUUCAGGUUCCAGCCGAUCAACUCUGCCAUUUUCCAGCACCUUCUCUUUCCUUCCUCUGGGUCCCCGCCCCCAAUAGCAUUCAGAUUAUAUCAUGCACAGUUCUUAUUUGGCUGUGGUUAUGUUUGUUUCUUUGUUUUUGCAGAGUGGGGUCUCUAAUAAAUGUUUUCUGUACUUCUGCAAACUUUGCAUUUCCCCAACCCUGCAGAUACUUUCUUAGUUUGAAUGGUUGAUGACCUUUUGAUUAUGUAAGGGUCCAUACCCAGAGAAAUCAAGCUAGCUAAUGGUAUCUGCGGUACGCGUGUGCAUUCAAGCAGGGCUGAACUCACUGGAGGAAUGGUAGGCUGUAGAUCACAUGUAUAAAUAAAUAUAUUAGUGCUGCUAAUGGUUAGUAAGUCGUGGUAGCAAGCCUGGGCACCAACAAAGGUCCCUUAGAUGGAGCUUCUUCUUGAGGGGAUGAGUAUUUUGCAAGCACUCAGCUGGAGAACGCCAAGAGUUUGGCUGGUGGCAGGAUGUCCUAUCCCAGGCAUUGACCACACUGGGAAUCCUGCUGUUCAGAAAUGUUUCUGGUUGCACAUUUAGUGCGGGGAAAUGAUCUGCAAUGAGCACUUUAAGUGGAGCGACAGAAUAUAUGUAGGAGUAGGAAAGCAGGGUGCCUCUGAGCAUGUACAGAGUGCCUGUCUCUCCCCCCCCUAACAGCACCAUCUAGUGCAUCUUCACUCAGAAGCAAAGUCCUUCUGCCUUCAUUCCUCACCCCGGGCUUACGUGCUAGCGCAUGUGCCUAGGGCUGCAGCCUCAGUAACUCUACCCAGUUCCCAAAAUAUCCAGGAAUCGAGAUUAGGAUAGCAUAGCAAAUAAACUCACAUUUACUAGCAUUGCCUGCUUCUCUGCCGCCGGACUGUGUCAGCCAGCCAUUGAGAAACAAAUUAACACUAUUUUUGCCCCCAAAUAAAAUGUGCCCUAAAACUGAGCAAACAUUUGUAAAGUUUUGCUGCCUGUUCUAUCUAUCUCUCUAUCUCUAUCUAUCUCACAUUGCUUUUUGAAUAUCUCAGAGGCAUUCCUUACUGGGACACAGGCUGAUCCAGAUGAGGAGAGGCUGGGCUUAUCAGGAGGUGGGAUCUGCUUGCCAGAUUGAAGCCCCUCUAACAAUGCUGACACAAUACUACAUACCGUAUUUUUCGCUCCAUAAGGCGCACUGAACCAUAAGGCGCACCUAGUUUUUAGAGGGGGAAAUCAAGAAAAAAAAUAUUAUUCCCCAGCCCCAAAGAGCAAAGAAGCCAAGACAGCGAGCGGGAUCCAUCCUGCUGGCUGUCUUGGCUUGUGCCAUAGCCGCAUGCAGCCUCUCCCGGCCGGAGAGGUUGCAUGGGGCUAAAAAGGAAGCCAAGACAGCAAGCGGGAUGGAUCCUGCUUGCUGUCUUGGCUUCUUUAGCCGCAUGCAGCCUCUCCGGCUGGGAGAGGCUUCGCGUGACUAUGGCAAUUCCCCCACCUCCCGCAAAAGCCCACAAGAGCUGCGCAGCCUUUAAGGAGUGCGCAGCUCCUGCGGGCUUUUCUACAAGGAGGGAGAAGGGACUGACUGGCCGCGUCAGUCCCUUCUCGCUCCUGGGGAAAAGCCCGCAAGAGCCACGCAGAGCUUGUGUGUGGCUCUUGGGGGCUUUUCCUGCCUGCCUCCCCCCUGCAUUCGCUCCAUAAGAUGCACACACAUUUCCCCUUACUUUUUAGGAGGGAAAAAGUGCGUCUUAUGGAGCGAAAAAUAUGGUAAAGAUAAUACAUUGAUGUGUUGUUUUCUAAAACUUCAGAGAGCUUUGCUUACAUUAUCUCCAUCCUUAUAACACCCUUUCCCAGUCCACUCCUGUUGUUCCCCUGCAUGUGGGCUGAACCCAGCCAUGGCUGGUUGGCCCCCCAAGUACCAUGUGGCUGAGUGUCCUACCUCACAGAGGACAGUCCUCUUCCAAGUUCUGUUUAAAUCUAAAAGAACUGCAAGAAAGGAGAGCAGCUGGGCAGACGGUGUGUGGAGGCCUUGAAGCCAGUGUGGCCUAGUGGUUAGAAUGCCUGAUUGGGCCCUGGAGGACCAAUGCUCAAAUCCCCACUCAGCCAUGAAGUAAUAAUAAUAAUAAUAAUAAUAAUAAUAAUAAUAAUAAUAUACUUAUUCCCCGCCCAUCUGGCUGGCUUUUCCCCGCCACUCUGGGCAGUUUCUAACAAAAGCUUCCCUAAACAGGGCUGCCUUCAGAUGUCUUCUAAAAGUCUGGUACUGUAGUUGUUUAUUUCAUUGACAUCUGGUGGGAGGGCAUUCCACAGGGCGGGCGCCACUACCGAGAAGGCCCUCUGCCUGAAGCUCUGUGGGGAGUGACCUUGAGCUCGGUCACUGCUUCUCAGUCUAACCUACCUUACAGGGUUGUUGUGGGAGUUAAAUGAGGAGACGAAGAACCAUGUAUGUCACCUUGAGCUCUUCCUGAAAAAUAGUGGGAUAGAAAUGCAAUCAGGGCUUUUUCCCCCCAGCCAGAACUCAGUUCUGGCACCUCUCAGGUGGGUGCCAUUGCCAUUAUAAGUGGGGUGUUCAUAGUGAGUUCCAGCACCACCUCCUCCUCCUUAUUAUUAUUAAAAUAGCACUGAAUGCAAUAUAGAGAGCAACCGAGCAGGCACAUAGGCUGGCUGGUCUGUUGUCGGUGAGAUGCAUUACUUUUCUAUGUAACUUACAAUAUUUCUAAAUUUGCUCCUAUAACAUCCAAAAAGAGAUGUUGCCUUUGUCUCUCUCUUUGCAAUGCAGAAGUGGCCACACGGCUACCACCUAAGUUCCUGGUAGAAUAGAGGGGAACUGUCAGGAGAGGGACCUGUAGCCCUUUCUUGGCAGGCAGGCGGGCAGAAAGGGCCACGGUUGAUCCCUGGCAUCUCCAGGGGUGAGUAGAUAAAAGGUCUGUGUGUCACUCUGGAGGCCGAGGUGGACAAGCUGCCUGUUCUAAUACAAGGCAGGUUCCUGUGCUCCCAGGAGGGACCACUGGCACACAGCAGGGGCUGGGUUCAGCCCCUGGGUAGGGCUGGAAAAGACUUCUUUUCGUAAGGCUGGAGAGCUGCUGCAAGUUUGUGUAGACCAGAGGUAAGCAAUGUGGUACCUCUCACCAGCCCCUGCAGGCAGCACAGCCAAUGGCCAGGGAUGAUGGAAGCAGCAGCAGACUUGGGUCUUUCAAAUUCCCGCAGCACCCUGUGCAAGGCCAAAAUUUGGUCCCUCCAACCUCUUGCCUUCCGUUCUGCUCAAUUCACUAUGUUGUAGCUGCGGCGCCCCCUAGGCUCAGUGUCCAGUGCAAAAGUACUGGUCACACUGCCCUAAGUCCGCCUCUGAUGGGGGCUGUAGUCCAAUAACACCUGGAGGUUAUAUGGGUCAAUAGCAUGACUCACUGUAUCCCUAUGUAAAUCAGCCUUUUAUCCAAAACUGCGAGGACUGGAGCCUCCUUUUUUUUUUGUUUAGCUAGAUCAGCCAAUAGCCUGAUUUGGUAUAAGGCAGUUUAAUAGGGGCUGUGUGGCUCACAUCUGCUGCUUUCAGCCAGUGGCUCAGGCAGGCUUUAUAUAUUACAAAUUUCAAAUCAUGAAACAGAAAUGCAAAUUGUGAAAUAAGGCUGCAGUUCUAGACGUACUUACCUGGGAUUAGCUGUGUUGAUCACACUGAGUCUUUAUUUCGGAGCCGACAUGUGUGGAAUGAUACAGUCAAUCUGGUAUUGAUGAGCUAUAAAACAAAUGGGCCAUAUCCGCUGAAGAAGAGGGCUCAUCAUUAUGCCAAUAAUGAACAAAGCGUUUUAAAGAUAAGUGAUUGUGCCCUUGCUUGCCCCCUGCACCCCAUCCAUGACUUGCUUUCUUCACUGGCAGGUGGACCAGCUGCAGGAACUGUUGGUGCAUCAGGGAGUUCCAGCAGUGUUUAGUUCAUGUCAGCGGCAUGUCUCGAGUGCCCCCAAAGCAGUGGGGCUCUUCUGCUGCUCCCCAGAGCCCCUCAGCCUGUAGGGAGCGGGAUCCUGCCUCCAGUCUUGACCACUCAUACCCUCAAGGAAUUUGCUUCUUCCCUCCUGCGUGGCAAAGUCUCACUGCCACGAAUGAGGCACAGUAAAUUGAGCAAUGGUGGUUUAGGCUUUGCUUCGCAACAGCCCCUCUGGAAAAGUGGGGCAUGUUUGUUAUGUCUUGGUGAAAUAAGAUACAAGAAAAUGGUCACCCGGAUACGUUACUGGGGAUGAUGUAAACUAUUAUGGAGUUAUUAUAUAUGUCCAAUUAUAUACAGUGGUACCUCAGGUUACAGACGCUUCAGGUUACAGACUCCGCUAACCUAGAAAUAGUACCUCGGGUUAAGAACUUUGCUUCAGGAUGAGAACAAAACCUCACGUUAAGAACAGUUUCAGGUUAAGAAAGGACCUCCAGAACGAAUUAAGUUCUUAACGUGAGGUACCACUGUAUCUAUUUUUUCCUAUGAGUAUUCCUUCCCACCCGUCAAUCUGCCAGCCACCUUUUCCUGGUACUAAGCUCUAGUUUACUAUAAUACUUAUUUCAAAAAGAGUUAAAAGUAUUGUUCUCAGUGCCAUAUUUAUAUUUGCGGAACUAAAGAAAAUCUAUUGUGUUUCGAAACAACAAGAAGCCGAAGGUGACCAAGGCGUAACAUCUUGUUCAAUAAAAACAACGCAAUGGUGAUAAGAACAACAAUCCAAAUCUAAUCCUCUCCGUGGGAGACGGCAGCGCACAGUUUCUUCCCAUAAACACAACAGAAGCGCACAGGUCCACCUUUGCUCCUCUCUAACUCCUCCUCAAUCUUCUUCCUCCUGCAGCGCAUCUACUACCUGUCUCUGGAGUUCUACAUGGGGCGCACUUUGCAGAACACCAUGGUCAACCUGGCCUUGCAGAAUGCCUGCGAUGAAGCUACCUACCAGGUUUGGGGCCUGCCAAGGGGCCUGGGGUGUGUGUGGAUAAGGUGGUUGGUGGUGAUGGGCCAAGGAGGCUUGGGAGAUUCCUGGGGCUGGGGGCUUCCCCCCACCCCCACCUGAGCUAAUUCAACCCCCUCUCCCCUCCGCACCCUCCUUUUGUCCAACAGCUCGGCCUGGACAUGGAAGAGCUGCAGGAGAUCGAGGAAGAUGCUGGCCUGGGUAACGGAGGGCUCGGGCGCCUGGCAGGUGAGCCACCAGAGGAGGGGCUGCCACUCGGUGGCUGAACCCCUGCUUUGCAAGCACCUCUCUCUCCCUGGCAGCAUCUCCCGGUGGGGCUAGGAUGACCGUGGCCUUCCUGUGGCUGCCGAAGAUCUCGGGAGCGCACUCAUGUGUUGACGGUCUUCCUCGUCCUCCCAACAUGGCUGUCCCAUGGAAUCAUAGAAUGGGAAGGGACCCCGAGAGGCAUAGCUGUCAACCAUCCCAUAUUUGGCGGGAAAGUCCCUUAUCCCAGCACUGUGUCCCUCUGCUGUCCCUUACUGAUGAUGUCCCUUAAAUUUCCUGGGUUUCAAAGGAAGCAGCUCCUCUCCCUCCCUUCCUGCUGGCCAGGGAGGAGGGAGGCUCCAACUGUGUUGCUUGGCUGUGUUGCUCACCCAAUAAGGAGUCUAAGAACGACUGGGGGGGUGGAGCUUGAAUGCCUUGUGCCAAUCAAAUUGGCCGCAUUGCCUGGGGACUCGCCUUUGCUCAGCGCUUCCCAGCGGAGAGGUGAUGGUGGUUUUCCUUGCUGCAUCCCCUUUGCCGGGUUGCUGCGCUGUGGGAACCACCGCUUGAGGCUCCGUUUGGCUGCUGGCUGGGCUUUCUGCCUUUGGCUUGGAGGGGCUCAGAACACACCUGUGCUCGGAAAAUCCCUUAUUUUGGCUGCUGAUCCCUUAUUUUCGAGGCUGCUGGUCCCUUAUUUUCAAAUCUGUAAGUUGACAGCUAUGCCGAGAGGCAUCUAUCCCAACACCUGCAGGGCAGGAAUCAGAGUUAAGGAACCCCUGACAGUGAAGGGGAGUCCGAAUGCUAAAUAAGAUGCUAGACUAAAUAACUGAGCACCACUUAACUUAGAAGUUUUUAAGAAAAUAAGUAAGACUGUGAAAGUUUAACUCUUUAUGAGAACUAUAAGAUUAUGAAACAUUGAAGAGAUAUAAGAAUUUUAAAUAAGAUGAUAAAUUGCUGACAAAAUGUUAUAACGAUGAAAGUGGGAGCGGGGGAUGUGAGGAAGUCCAAAGAAAAUGUGAAACUAUGUUAAGACAAAUGUUAUAUUGUUUAUUAUGUUUAUUUUUAUUGUAAAACCCAAUAAAUUGCUUUAAAAAAAAAAAAAAGACAGUGAAGGGGAGUCCACCAGCUCCUGAUGGAGUCCAUUCCACUGUCAAACAGCUCUUACUGCCAGAAAGUUCUUCCUAAUGUUUAGUCGGGAUUUCCUUCUUUGUCACAAGAGUCCACUGAUGCGGGUCCUCCCCUCCGGAGCAACAGAAAACAAGCUUGCUCCUUUUCCCUUGCGUUUGCCAAAUUGAUGUUUUUUGCCAUUUUAAAAUUUAAUAAUAAUAAUAAUAAUAAUAAUUUUUUAUUUAUACUCCAUCCUUCCCGGUUCAGAAAACCGGGCUCUGGGCAGCUAACAACAAAUUUAAAACACUUAAUUGAUGCAAAAAACAACAACAACAUCAAAACCCAGCAUAAAAUACAGUAUAAAACGUGAAUAACAAUAAAUUCAGAAUUUAAAAAUCAAUUUAGGGGGGAAAUCCAUCCAAUAAACAUUAGAUGAUCACCAGGGCUCGCUGGCUAAAUUAGUCCUAUACUGACAUAUCCUGUAGUGGUAUUUCCAAUGCUCUGUAUUUGGACACUUUUAAUGUUUGCUGUAAGCCGCUAUUAGGCCCAGCAGCCUGUUGUGUGGAAGUGGCAUAUAUUUGAACUCAACCAAUCCAUCCAUUCCUGUGGAAGCCCUAGAGGAAUGCAGCCCAAACCCCCUUUGGCUCCGCUAACCCUUUCCUUUCCUUCUCCAACUAGCCUGCUUCCUGGACUCCAUGGCCACCCUUGGCCUGGCAGCCUAUGGCUAUGGCAUCCGCUACGAGUUUGGGAUCUUCAACCAGAAGAUCUGCGGGGGCUGGCAGGUGGAGGAGGCUGACGACUGGCUGCGCUAUGGGAACCCCUGGGAGAAGGCCCGCCCAGAGUACAUGAUCCCUGUGCACUUCUACGGCCGCGUCCAGCAUGACCAUGAUGGCGUGAAAUGGGUAGACACCCAGGUCAGUAGGAAUGAGAGGAGGGUAUCGGAAGGCGGGGUGGAUUUGCUUUGUAUUCUUGUGUUCUUAUAUGGCUUAACCGUCCUGUGACCUUCGGAUGAAGAGUGGCAUAGAAAUUUAAUAAACAAUGAUAAUAAGGAUUCUGCCUCCCCAGUACAAAUAUGGUGUGCGUGUGCUCAGAUGUGCACAGAUGUGCCCUGGUGUUGCUUGCAGGGGCCAGAAAUGGUGCUGAGCUCAUAGCUGGGGAAGCCAAGGCUUCUUUGGGCCCUUGGCAAGGAUCUGAAUUGGCACCUCUGAAGCUUGGAGAGACCAUGGACCAAAACCUCAAUAGGUUUGCUUUUUGUUGCAUUUCGCGUUCUGCCAGUGACUUCCUCCAUGCCCAUCAAGGUUGGGUUUGCUCUGCUCUCUUCCUCCACUUCCUCCUCCAUCGGUCUGCCUGCCUUCUUGCCUCCCUCCUUCCUUUCCCUUCUGCCUCCUUCCUUGCGUCCCCCCCUUCCUGCAACUCUCGCCUCCUGCUCUUUCCUCCCUCUAAGCUCUGCUGGGGCUCUGCCCACACUUUAAAUAGCACCACCAGCCAACUGGGGAGGGGGCUCUACAGGGCUGCUCUGACGGCCCACACCAGCGGCCAGAUUCUUGUGCCCAGAGCAGCCUGGGAAGUGCAGCCGAGUGGGUGAGCUCCUAGUCGCUUUGAGCCAGAGUGGAGAGGUGCAAUUUUUGUACACACACCUUGGGCUUGUGCCCUUGGCAGUGGCCAACCAAGGCAACCUCUAGGUCCGCCCCCCUGCUCCUAGGCCCUCGUAGUCUCUUGCAGGAGUGGGGGUCUUGCUGCUGUGCCCCUCUUAAUCCCAGGCAGCCUGACUAGGUUUGCUGUCUGCUGGUGGGUGCUCAGCAGGGGCCCCCAAGGCCAGUUCAGAACCCUCCCCCUUGCCUUGCAGGUGGUCCUUGCCCUCCCCUAUGACACCCCCGUCCCCGGCUAUCGCAACAACGUCGUCAACACCAUGCGGCUGUGGUCUGCUCGGGCACCCAACGAGUUCAACCUGAAGGACUGUAAGUGGAUUGCAAGCAGCAAGGCCUUGUGUGGCUCAGCAGGCAGAGCGUUUCCUUGGCAUGCGAAAGGUUCCCUGGGUUCAAUCCCCACUGGCAUCUCCACAUGGGACGGGGAACAUCCCCUGCCCCUAGAGAGGCGGGGCCUGUAAGUGUAGACAGUGGACCCAAUAGGCUGACUCAGUGUGGGGCAGCUUCCUGCAUUUCAGAUCUGGAGAAAGUGGACAGAGAAAUGUUUUUCCCUUUCCUAACACUCUGGACAUCCAAAGAAGCUGAAUGUUGGAUUCAGGACAGAUAAAAGAAAGUCCUUCUCCAUGCAGCGUAUAGCUAAACUGUGGAACUCCCUGCCACAGGAAGCAGCAAUGGCCACCAAUUUGGAUGGCUUUAAUGGACAAAUUAAUGGAGGAGAAGCCUAUCGAUGCCUGCUAGACAGGAAGCUCUUUCCUCUUUCACUCCAUAUGUCUGUCUCUCAGUGUGUGUUUGGCUACCGACAAGAACUCUGCAGCAUUUGUGGGUGCAGGCCAUCCUUAGAGGUUUCCUUGCACCUCACUUAGGGGAGGGGCCACCAUAGCUCAGUGGCAGAGCACCUGCUUGGCAUGCAGAACCUCUGCUGGCAUCUCUCCGCUUAAGAAAAGAAUCGGGUGCCAGCAGGUAAUGGGAAAGGCCCCCCUUCUUCCUGCCCGAGACCACCCUGGAGAACCCGGGUGUCAUGCUCUAGGCUGGAUGACCUGCUCUAAGGUGGCUUCCCAUCUCUUAGUGAGCUCCCCUGCUUGGCAUUCAGAAGGUCCCAGGUUCAGUUCCCACCACCAGGUCAGGCUGGGAAAGCCCCUGCUGGUUAGAGCAGGCAGCACUGAGCUGGCUAGAGAAACAGGCUGACUUAUAACCAUAGAACUAUAGAGUUGGAAGGGACACAGGUGGUCAUCUAGUCCAGGCCCCUCCAAGGCAGCUUCUGACAGCUUUGUAUAACUUUUGCCCCGUUUGAAUAGAUUGCAUCCAUCAUCUCUCUCCCUUUCUCUCCCAGUUAAUGUCGGUGGCUACAUCCAGGCAGUGCUGGACAGAAACCUGGCUGAGAACAUUUCCCGGGUCCUGUAUCCCAACGACAAUGUAAGUUCUGUAAUUUCAGUUUCCUGAUGUGUGAGAGAAUGUUCCAGAAAUGUGCAGGUCUAUUCAGGGAGUUGUGGGGAGACUAAUGUAGAGGCCAGACUUGCAUCUGAUACCGCACAUGAUGAGAGCGAGCAGAAGAAAAUAAAAGUCUGAGGUGGUUUCUGAGCCCUCUUCUCCUAUCUAUGCUGGCUGAAGGACCAAGCCCAGGCGCUCCCAGUUUGUGGUCUCCAGUAUUCUCUGGGACGGCCCAGCAUAAAAGUGGUGUGCCUUCCCCGAGCCACUGUUUUCCAGAGCAGCAGUGGGAGUGAGAUGAGGGGGAGAAGGAGACAGGGACCAGCCCUACCAUUGGACAGCGUGGGGCAACCUCCCCAGGCAGCAGGCAGGGCAGCAGAGCUCCCCCUCUUGUUCUUGAGCCCCCAGCCAGUCUUCUCUCGUGCCACCUGGUGUCAGGAGCUGGAGUCAGAAGCAGGGGAGCAUUAAAAAACACUUGGUGUCAGUGAAGUUAGCUCUUUAUUCAAAGAAACCAAAACAGCGCAGGCCUCGUGAUCACAGCAACCCUUCCCGGUAGGUCUUGUCCCAAUGAGGCAGUUGCAAGGACUGAAGGACCCUGCCUUCCCACCACUUCCAGCAAUCUCAGACUUAUUCACCUUGUCUCUCUUCGCUCCGCCCUCUUCGUUUCUCUGUGUGUUUUGGGAGAACGGGGGCGGGGGGAGGGGAGCUGGUUGCAGAAGUAGUGGGGAGACUCCCUGGAAUCUUCAGCAGCCUGCCUCUUGGCCCCCCUCCCAGCUUCCUCUCCUGCCUCUGAGGCUGGAUCUAGACACAUCAAAAAAACGUUUCAGGAAAACACAUAAACUUUAUAUCACGUUGCCGAAAGACGGAACAAAUGCACUGUGAAAUGGUACACACUGGGAGCCCCACUUCCAAAGGUCUUUCUGUUUUCCACCUCUGUUGCUGCUGUUCUGCCUGUUGGUAGAGUGGGAGUGAUUAGAACCCAGGACUCCUGGCUCCCAAUGGGAUCCUGGGCAGCACCUGUCAAUUUCUUGAGAGACGUGGACAAAUUUCAGAAGGGGAGCCCCCUGCUAGGGUUGCCAUACGUCCUCCUUUUCCAGGACACGUCUCUUUUCCAGGUCUGGUUGCCAUACGUCCCCUUUCCCCCCGAACAUGUUCUCUUUUUCAGGAGUAAAAUCUGUCCAGGCAGAUUUUUAAAUUUUGGCAGAAUGUCUGGGGUUUUUUUGUUUGUUUACAGUACCCCAAUAUUUUUUUUCUAGUGCAUUAGACUCAGAUCUAAGGCACCCAGCUAAGCUAGUCUGCCACAGAGAAUCACAACAGGGCAGCAUCUUAAACUAUCUACAUACUGUACUGUAUAAGUCUCUUCUCUUGUGGCUGAACUGAAAGGACAUUGACUCAGCAGCAAGAUAUUGGGGAGGAGUCUGAGAGGGUAAGAGGUAACAGCCCCCUGCCCUUAAGGGCAGUCCAUAUGCACAGUUUAAUAAACUUUUCUGUGCACACUUACGUUCACAAAGAUGUGAAUAUGAGCCCAAGUACUUUCAUGUCGCAAGCGAGGGGACAAUAUGUAUGAUGAUGAUGAUGUUGUUGUUGAAAGUUAAGAGUGCUGUUACUAGCAGUAUAUCACAGCUUCUAUAGCCUACAUACAGUAGGGGUAUUUAAAUGAGAAUCAUCAUAGCGUUCCGUAGUUAAAAGCAGAAGUUGGCAAAUGUGUCCUCUUUUUUGCUCUUCAAAAUAUGGCAACUCAGUAGGUUGUGGGGCCGGGCAGUCAUCUUGCGGUGCCUUAAAAACAAAUGUGGCUUUUGCCCUUAAGUUGCCACAAUGCUCAUCUUUUUGCUUAUGGGAAUGGGGCAGGGGGGCUCCCAGCAGUCACGCUUCCUUCCUCCCCUGCCUUCCUUGUGCUGACCUUUGGGUUCCCCUUGCCUCCCUCCUCCGCAGUUCUUUGAGGGCAAGGAGCUGCGCCUGAAGCAGGAGUACUUUGUCGUGGCCGCCACACUGCAAGACAUCAUCCGCCGCUUCAAGUCCUCCAAGUUCGGCAGCCGUGAUCCCGUCCGCACCUCUUUCGAUGCCUUCCCAGACAAGGUAGCGGGGCUGGUUUCUCUGAUGGGGGCUUGGAGUGCAGGCUGCCCUGGUGUUUGGGGCCAGCAUUGUUGUCAGUCGCCUGCCAAUGUCUCCUCCGCGCCUGUUGCUGCUCCUCUCUGUCCCUUGGGCUCAGCAGAAGUGGCAGCCAGUGACAAGGAUCGGCAGCUGGCCUCCCUUGCUCCCUCGCCUGCCUGUUUUCACUCAGCAGUGUGCAGAGGCCAGAGGGAGAGCCAGGUUCAUCUGGAAAUGGGGGGCUCCUGGCAGUUACACUUCCUCCCUCCUGUGAGGACUCUGCAAUGGGGUGGGAGCAGGGCUAGAUUAACCAUUAAAAGAUAAAGGUACCCCUGACCAUUAGGUCCAGUCGUGACUGACUCUGGGGUUGCAGCACUCAUCUCGCUUUAUUGGCCGAGGGAGCCAGCGUACAGCUUCCAGGUCAUGUGACCAGCAUGACUAAGCCGCUUCUGGCGAACCAGAGCAGCGGACGGAAAUGCUGUUUACCUUCCCGCCGGAGCGGUACCUAUUUAUCUACUUGCACUUUGAUGUGCUUUUGAACUGCUAGGUUGGCAGGAGCAGGGACUGAGCAACGGGAGCUCACCCUGUCAUGGGGAUUCGAACCGCCGACCUUCUGAUCGGCAAGUCCUAGGCUCUGUGGUUUAACCCACAGCACUACCCGUGUCCCUUGGAUUAACCAUUAAGGCAACAUAAUCAUGUGCUUAGGGCACCAAGGGAAGGGAGCCACAGGGCGGCCUUGAUUUCUCCAUUCUGACCUCUCUACCUGAUUCUCUUUUCUUGCCUCCUCCAGGUUGCUAUUCAGCUCAACGACACCCAUCCCUCCCUGGCCAUCCCAGAACUCAUGAGGGUUUUAGUGGACAUUGAGAAGCUGGACUGGGACAAGGUGAGGAGCUGCUGGACUCUAAGCAAUGGUUGGUGCCAGAGCAGGGUGGACGGAUGCAGAAAUCCUUCCCCAUGGAGCUUAUUUAUGUAAAUAAUGUCUAGCCCGCCUUUUCAUGAGGCAGCUUAUGACUAUUUAAAACGACAAUGAAGUCACAAUCAUAAAAUGCAUUUAUAUGACCCGAGCGCUAAAUGAAACGAGACCCAACAGCCAAAGGAAACUCUGACAGCAGGAAGAGGAAUGUUAUGUUAAUGUUGUUGUUUAUUUAUAUGCUGCCUGUCAGGCCAAAACCCUCCCAGAUACACAUAAAUACAGAUACACACAAAAAUACAAUCAUGCAAAUGCAAAUGCUACAAACGAUGCAAAUUCAAAACCUUUCAGCAGUAUAAAAACCAAACACAUCAGUGUUCCUGCUAAAAAGCCAAAGAACAUUCCCUAUCAAAAAAAAAACAUUCAGAGAAGACAAGAAUAUUUAAGAAGCAUCUUCAUCUUGUGAGGGUCCCAGGCAGGGGUCAGUCAAGGCAGGGGGAAAGCUGGUGGCCCUGGGUGGCUCAAGGACCCUCUCGCUCCAGCACCCAUUCUCUAAAGGAGCCCUGCGCUCGGCAAGUGAGGCUCCCUGGCAGGCAGGCAGAGAGAGGGAGGGAGCCAGGCAGGUUUCCCAUAGGAGGGACACCGGGAGAAUUGGUUCUUUCCACAUAAUCCCAGAACAGCUCCUGGGGGCUCCUUGCAGCUGCUCUGAUGUGAGGGACAUGCUCUCUGGAGGUGCUCAAAGAGUGCCUCUGCUUACCCCUUCCAAAAACGAACACAGGAUCCAACACAGACCCCUUCCCCUUGGUAGCUCUGGCUGAAAUGAAACCCUGGGAAAGACUCAGGUCCCGCAGUCCUACCAGGUGGGCAGAGAAACCACAAAAUCAAAAGCCUGGUCAGGCCUGGACCAGCAGGGCAGAAAGGGGUGUGGUGGGAGGGUGGCUUUACUUUGGGCUCCUUUCCUAACAGCUUUUCUAAAAAACAUUGUUGGUAGUAGUGGUAUUGAAGAGGUAUAUUGGCCCUGUGCCCAUGUCCUCCUGUUCCAGGGGCAUGUCAAGGAAACAGGAGGCAGUCCUGUUAGAAACAAGCUUUUAACCAGGUCUCCCUUUCACAGUUGUGCUCCUCCUCACCAGGGAUACCCCAGGGGUUGCAGUGUGGGGUGGGGUUCUCUUACCUGUUUUCUCCAUCACUGUUUUCCGGUCCCUUUUGAAGACCCUGCAGAGCCACUAUCAAUCAGUCAGGCAGCAGGAUCCUCCUGAGCUGGUCCAGCUUGGCUCAAGGGCUGCUGCUGCUGCUCUCUCUCAGUCUCUCUCUCUGUCCCUUCUAGGCCUGGGAUGUCACAGUGCGAACUUGUGCCUAUACCAACCACACCGUGCUGCCAGAGGCUCUGGAGCGUUGGCCUGUCCACCUCUUUGAGGCCCUUCUGCCCCGCCACCUGGAGAUCAUCUAUGAGAUCAACCAGCGCUUCCUCGAUGUGAGUUCAGUAGCCCCGGGUGGGAGAGAAGGGAGGCCACUGGGGGCGGGUGGAGGGGGGUGAGGAGUUGGGAGGAGCCUUCCCUGCACCCUCCCCAGGAGUGGAUGAAACAUUAAGCAAAAUAAGCAUGUGCUUAGGGCAUCGAGGAAAGAGGGCACCACAGAAAUUCCUCGUUGCCAGAUUUUUAACAUGAAUGGUCACAAAUUUGCUCGUCUGAGCAUUCACUUUCUCCACUGAAGUAUAUUAAAAAAUCACAACAGAACAACUAUUGCAACAAAGCAGGCUGGAUGAUACCUUAUCUUACUAUGUAUAAAAGCAGAUAUGUGAUGUAAGAUUUGUUUUUGAAGAUCUGAUCAAAGGUUUUGCAAUUGGAAAAAAUAAUUAUUUUCAAAUAUAAAUAUUGCAGUCAUAUAAGACUCACAGUUUUACCUCCUAGACAAUGUAAGGCGGAAAACUGCAAAUGUAAGGGCUUUCUGUUAUGGAGCUGAAUGCAAGGCAUUGUCGCUAUGAGCUAUCUCAGAAGCCAGAACAGCAAGAGGGAUUGCUGCUUUAACACCGUAUACAGUUGCAACUGACUCGGAGCAACUCCAUGCUGUGUGCUGGCCUUUUUGAGAUUCUAGAAUACUUUUGUGACUUGUUUUCGCUCUUCCAAAACUAGAUGCGUCUUGUGGUCUGGUGCAUCUUAUAGAGUGAAAAAUACGGUAUUUUCAAAUAUAAAUAAAGUGCAAGUACACAAGCAUUAUUUUCCUUCUUACUGUGGGUUCCAUUUCAUUUUGAAAAAUAAAAAUUACAUUUUGCAGGUUAUUAUUGUUCAUAUUUUGAAAUAGGUAUAUAUGAGGGCACCAAAAUCUUUAAGGUGCAUAGGGCCUCUAAAGGUCUUAAUCUGAUGCUGGCCCUUCAUCUACCUCUGGGGAAGGAGCUCGAGGGCUGAGUAAGGAAGGCACCCCUCAGGUCACUUCCAGUCAGUGCCUGAAUUGUUGGGCAACAGAAAACUGGGGGGCCCUGAAUGAACACACUCCUCUCCCCACUCUUUUUGCUAAAUCAUCUCUCUCUCCAGUAGCAUUUUAAAAGCAAAGCGGUCAGGGGGGGUUUGGUUCCACUUCCUCGAAUUCAGUGUUUCCCAAACUUGGGUCUCCAGCUGACUACAAUUCCCAUCAUCCCUGACCACUGGUCCUGCUAGCUAGGGAUGAUGGGAGUUGUAGUCCAACAACAGCUGGAGACCCAAGUUUGGGAAACCCUGCUCUAAUUCAAACCCUGGUUCUGUGCUUGAAGUUUUGGGCUUGGAGCAGAGAUGGCAGGGAGGGGAUGGGCCCAAUAAAUGGGAAUGGGUGUUAAUGUCUUCUUUGGGGUGCCCUUCUGUCCCUGCAGAAAGUCUAUGCCAAGUUCCCCGGGGACCUCGACCGCAUGCGCCGCAUGUCUAUGGUGGAGGAAGGCAGCGUCAAGCGCAUCAACAUGGCCCACCUCUGCAUCGUGGGCUCCCAUGCUGUCAAUGGCGUGGCUCGCAUCCACUCUGAGAUCCUGAAGGCCACCGUGUAGGUACUCUGCCCCACGACAGGCAGGCUUCACCCCCCUUUCCUUUCCUGCCCUCUUCUGGUCCCGUGACACAUUGUUGGGUGGCUGUUAUGAACAUAUGAAACUGCCAGAGUGUUGGUCCAUCAAAUCCCACAAGUGCCUCUAACUGCAGUUCUCCUCUUACUCCUCUUCCAGGUUUAAAGACUUCUAUGAGUUUGAGCCUCACAAAUUCCAGAACAAAACCAACGGCAUCACCCCCCGUCGCUGGCUGGUCUUGUGCAACCCAGGGCUGGCUGAAAUCAUUGCCGAGGUGAAGAUAAGCAGGAUGAGGCCCUCCCUGCUGGCUUUGCUAUUUCCCCUAUUUGGCCAAAUGCAAAGUCUUGGAGGUUUCGCUUGAAAAACAAACAAAGAAUUUUGGGCCGGUCGGCUCCCACAUUUGAUUCGCUUGCUAAAAUAUGGACGUUUAGUCUCUUCAAUGGCAUUUUAAUGCAAUAUUCUCAAUUACAGUUGGAUUAAGGCUGUGUGUGUGUGUGUGUGUGUGUGUGUGUGUGUGUAAAGGUGGAAGUAUUGAUUUUUUGAAAUCUGUUGGAUAUAAAAUUCUUAACUACCCCUCCACUUGGCAUUAUAGAAUCAAAUUAAUUUUUGCAUCCAUACCUUUGAGUUUGUGUGCUAGUUUUCUUCUGGCUUAAGGGACCCCUCCUCAUGUGGAAGCCCAAAUCGCAGAUCAGCUGGCCAAACUGGGCCUGCCAUUAAUUGCUGUGUUCGGAGUGUGUGUUUGUGCGUGUGUGUGGAAUUUAACCCUUUCUCUCUCUGCCUCCCCAAAGACUGCUAUUUGCAUUUUAAGGGAAGCUUCCUCUCAGUUUGCAGGUUUCCAUAACAAAACACAUGCCCAUCAGCUGCACUCCUGCAAUUAACUGUCACAUCCCAUUUGGUCCUGAGAUGAGCUGGCUGUGGCUCUUACAUGGCACAUCAGAAAGACCCUCUGCAUGUGGCCUGGUGGUGCUUUCGAUGAUUAUUUCACACCUUCCCUGAUCAGAGCGUUGAAAACCAGGGAUAGGUUUGGCCUUAUGUGAAGCCUUGGGACACUUGUAAAUCUUACUGUUCCGACAGGAGGGGUGAGGGAAAGCGGCCACAGAGGGGAGAGGAGGGAGUGCCUCUCCUGAUUGCUGUUGCCCCACACUCCACACUUCCUGGGGGGCUUGUGGUGAGUUUUCUCUUCCCAUUUCCUCCUCCAGCGCAUUGGGGAAGACUACAUCUCCGACUUGGAUCAGCUGAAGAAACUCCUGAACUUUGUGGAAGAUGAAGGCUUCAUCCGGGACAUGGCAAAAGUCAAACAGGUGAGGAAUAAGGGUUCCAUGGGCCAGGGCUGGGCUGGUGGUAGUAGUUUGAAAAACAGUCAGGAACUGGGAGCUGAAAGGCCAAACAUUCAAGGCACACACAAGAGCUCAGGUAGACUGUGUUGCCCAAGGGAGGCUCAACUGCCAAGUAAGGAAGUCCUUUUAUCCUCCUUCCUGCCCAGGAUGAACCAAUGGGCAGCUGGGGUGGGUGGAGCCGCUCUGGAGAUUCCUUCCCCGGGAAGAAGCUGCAGUUAUCCAACCCACCACAAGGGGCUGUGGUCAGCAGUACCCUGACACUCUGUGAGCGCAUGUAUGUAAACUGUAACAAGCCUCUCGUGUCAUGCUGGCGCCCAGAAGACCCCCCUCCUGCCUGUUUGGCGGACUGCCUCCUUUCCCAAGGGAGAGGCUGGAUUCUUUGUCCUUCACUGGAAUUCAGUGGGAAUCAAGCUGAUGCUCAGAGGUGAGGGUAGGGUUGUUACCCAUCCUGUAUAAUAUAGGAUUGUCCUGUAUUUCAAUGUAAAAUGCUGUGUCCUGUAUUGAUUCAACACAGGACGUAGUUCGUCACGUAUUUCUGUUUUGCCGAUUCAUAUUCUCUCUCUCUUUUCUGUUGUGAGAGAAUGGCGGCUGUUUCGGUUGCGUGAUUUCGCACUGCACUGCAAAAGUACCCAAAAGUACUUUUUUCACACACACUGCCCGCAAAUGCGCAUUUGGAGGCAGUGCACAGAAUCGUGGGCCUGGAACAAAAGCAAUUUUUUUUGAGGGGGGGGAAUUGACCCGCAAAAUCACAUGAGAUCAUGUCAACCCAAAUGGCCUCUGUGCUCUUUUGAUUAAAAAAAAAAGGGAUGUCCCGGUCCAGGACAUUUGCGGGCUAUGCAGUCCCCCACCCUGUCCUGUUCUGUAUUUGGUGCCCCCCGAUAAUGUGCCCCCCUCUUUGGCAGAAGAGAGUCACUGGAUAGGGGGUUGGGGGGAUGUAAUGCAGUUUGAGAAUCUGGAAUCAAAAGUCUUGCUCUAGUAAGGAGCAAUAGCCCUUUUGUUAAAUCAACUGAUUUUACAACAGGAUAAAACGGGUUGGGCCCUGUGGUGUUUCUCUUGCGUCCGCAGUUGUGUUUUUGUGGGUGUGCUCUGGGAAAACUCACACCCAUCUGCCUUCCCUCCCACAUCAGGAGAACAAGCUGAAGUUUUCUGCCUACCUGGAGAAGGAGUACAAAGUGAAGAUCAACCCCAACUCGCUCUUCGAUAUCCAGGUGAAGAGGAUUCAUGAGUACAAGAGGCAGCUGCUCAACUGCCUCCACAUCAUCACUCUCUACAACCGUGAGUAGGGGGCUCUGCCUAUUCUGACCCCCUUGAUGUCCCCUUCCCCUGGGGGAAGUGGGGACACCCACCCACAAACUCCUAAUUUCCGCAUUUUGGGACUGGUUGGGAUUAGGGUUGGGAACUGGCGGCUCCACGUUGAUUCCAGCCACCAGGGAGGGGGCUGAGUUGAGUGGUCACCAGCCCCCCCCUCUCCUGGAAGGGCUGAGAAGGGGGGCGGGUGUGCUGUAGAGAGAAGGAGAGUCAGGAGCAGUGCUAUUUUUCUAGAAAAAGAGGAGCCGGAACUCAUCAUGAAUGCCUCCCUCGUUCUCUUAUACAGCUGUACCUUGGUUGUCGAACUUAAUCCAUUCCAGGAGUCUGUUUGACUCCUGGAACUGUUCGAAAACCAAGGCGCGGUUGGCUGCAGGAGAUUCCUGCACUCAAUCGGAAGCUGCGGAAGCUGCGUCAGACGUUCGGCUUCCCAAAAACAUUCGCAAACUGGAACACUCACUUCCAGCUUUGCAGCAUUCGGGAGCCAAAACGUCUGAGUACCAAGGCGUUUGAGAACCAAGGUACGACUGUAAUGGCAAUGGCUGUCUGUGGACAAACGCCGGCUCCCUCGGCCUGAAAAGCGAGAUGAGCGCCACAAGCCCAUAGUCACCUUUGACUGGACUUAACCAUCCAGGGGUCCUUUACCUUUUUAAAAUAAUGUGCAGUGUUUCAUUGUUUUAAAAAAUGUGGAAAGAAUCAGCUGGAGCGGGGGCUGAUGAGGGCUUGCCCAAGGCAUUUUGAUGCCUGCACAAUUUAAUGCGCAGAAGUCGGCUCAGCAUUGUCUGGGAAGCACACAUGAACACAUACACACUGAUACUGUCCUCCAACACUGGCUACAGCCAACCAGCGCUUUGGUGCCUGUAAAGUUAAUUAAUGCUGUCAUGUUAAUUAAUGGGGGUUGUGGGAAGGCUGGUUCCCCCUCUCCCCCCUUCUGUGGCCCUAGGCCUCUCCUUCCCCAAAGCUGGGAUGGGGCAGCGCCAGAGAGAACCUCCUUUACCUCCUUUCUGCUGCCAAGCAUUAGAGGGAGAGUUUGGGCAACCUGGUGAAAUCUGGUGGUGUGGGGGCAUUGCAGCUCCCUGAAUCUGGAGCAGGAGGUCCCAGAGUGUUGCUGUUUGUUUCACCUUUUUCUCCUCCCUGCAGGGAUCAAGAGGGAGCCAAACAAGCAAUUUGUGCCACGGACGAUCAUGAUUGGAGGCAAAGUGAGAGCCAUGAGCGGUGCAGGGUGGGGGUGACAAGUUCUGGGGGGUUGUUUUAUGGGUGAGGGUGGCAUGUCUGGAGAGGGGUGGGGCAGAUAGGAAGGAAAGGGUUGGUUGGUGCCUUGUAUGCCCCCUUCCUGCAACUCCUGCAGCCAAGCUGGUGCCAAAUGUCUUGCUCUGCUUUCCUUUGGACCACAUCAGCGAGACCAAGAGGGGGGCCUUGUCGUCUGGGCAGCCCAGGACCUCCAUACACCCUGCCCAGGCUUGCGUCCCAGGGAGGUCACUUUGGCAUAGAUAAGGCAGAGGUUUGACUUCACCCCCGAAGGCGCACUCCAUUGUCUCUCGAGACAGAUGGAUGGCAACAAGAAGUUUGGGCCCAUUUCUCCCACCUGUUACAGUCAUCUUAAAUCUUCCCUUCCGCAUAGGCUGCCCCCGGUUACCACAUGGCCAAGAUGAUCAUCAAACUCAUCACGUCCAUUGGGGACAUUGUCAAUCACGACCCCGUCAUCGGAGAUCGGCUCAAGGUCAUCUUCUUAGAGAACUACCGUGUCUCGCUGGCUGAAAAAGGUAACUCAGGGGCCAGGGUGGGCUUGCGGGAUUCUGUCAGCUGACCAGCUUCACCCCACCUGGGCUCAUCUGGGGGCUGGGAUGUCAUUAUCCUUCGAAAUUUGCGAUGAAGGCUUCUGCCUGAAAUGCGCACCAAGACGCAUUGCAAUGCAUAUUUUAGAAUGUGUUUAGAAAUGCAUUCAUCAAGAUUAAAAAAAAAUUCAAUAUGUUUUGUGAUAAUAUAUUUUAGUACAAUUUUUUUAUUUCGUAAAAUUUGUACGCUGCUUGAUGGUUUUUUUAAAACAAACAAACCUCAAAGUGGUUUCAGAUGAAAAAGAUUGAAAUUAUCAUUAAGAAAAAUUAAAAACAAGUCUUGAAAACUUUCAGAAAGUUAAAGUAACAAAACAGAUUAAAAUCUGCAUUGACUUUCUAAAAAAUCAUGGGGAUUGAAAACAACCACCACACACACACACACGAAAUUUGCAGAUGGAUGUGCAAACGCGACGGGAUGGAGUUCUUAUAAAUGAGCCCGUCUGUGAUUGACAUAGGCUGGAAAGGAGGAAGAUCUCCCCAUCUCUUGGGUGGGCUCCUCCUGUCCCUUUGUGUGACAACCUCUGGGCUCCCCACUGAACCCCCCCUCCUGCUUUCCCUGCAGUGGUCCCUGCCUCCGACCUCUCGGAACAGAUCUCCACAGCUGGCACAGAGGCCUCUGGCACCGGGAACAUGAAGUUCAUGCUGAACGGGGCGCUGACAAUUGGCACCAUGGAUGGUGCUAACGUGGAGAUGGCCGAGGAGGCUGGCGAGGAGAACUUCUUCAUUUUCGGCAUGCGGGUGGAGGACGUGGACGAGCUGGACAGGAAGGGGUGAGUGUGCCAGUCGGGGUUGCUCAUUCUGGGCCCCAUUGACCUUCCUUGGCUCCUGGGCUUCUUCUGCCCGGUCUUCUGGCCUUUGCUGUGAUUUCAAAGUGCUCAAAGGGGCCGUACCAUGAGGGCAAGGAGGCAAAGGCCAGCCCUGUUGUUAGAGAUUUAAAUGCCUAUAUAGUUUCAGACCCAUCUUAGUCCAGCUUCCCUCUUUCUCACAGCAACCCACUAGUUUCCGAGCACAAUUCGAAGUGUUGGUGUUGACCUUUAAAGCCCUAAACGGCCUCAGUCCUGUAUACCUGAAGGAGAGUCUCCACCCCCAUCGUUCAGCCCGGACACUGAGGUCCAGCGCCGAGGGCCUUCUGGUGGUUCCCUCAUUGCGAGAAGUGAGGUUACAGGAAACCAGGCAGAGGGCCUUCUCGGUAGUGGCGCCCGCCCUGUGGAACGCCCUCCCUUCAGAUGUGAAGGAAAUAAGCAGCUAUCUUAUCUUUAAAAGACAUCUGAAGGCAGCCCUGUUUAGGGAAGUUUUUAAUAUUUAAUGCUGUAUUGUUUUUAACACUCGAUUGGGAGCUGCCCAGAGUGGCUGGGGAAACUCAGCCAGAUGGGCGGGGUAUAAAUAAAUUAUUAUUAUUAUUAUAGUUGCUCCUGGGAAGGCUAUGUGGGAGAUGAGCACAGGAGGCCUCUAUCAAUGUUGUUCAUGAGUGAGCGCUCUUCAGGGCUAGACUGCCACUGGUGCUGGAGGUGCCACAGCCAUCACUGAAAUCAUUAUCCUGAACUAAGAACAUGUGGAAGGCCUGGGAGGGUGUGGAUACUACACACGCUCCAAGUUAAAUUCUGCCCUUUCUCCUCGCCCCCUGCCCCGCAGCUACUGUGCCAAGGACUACUAUGACCACAUCCCUGAGCUGAAGCAAGUUAUUGACCAGCUGAGCAGCGGCUUCUUUUCUCCCAAGCAGCCGGACCUCUUUAAGGACAUUGUCAACAUGCUCAUGUAUCACGACAGGUGAGAUGGCUGGGGAUUGGGGUGGGUGAGUGCUGCUGCCCUGCUUUCCAGAACACUCUGGAGGCCUCAGCGCUGCCAAAUUCUUCCUUUCCAUCUCUUUUUGCGGUGCUUCUGCUGCUCAAGGUGCGUCUUGCCUUGUCCGCCCCACAAACAAAUGAAACGAACCUGGCCUGGGCGCUGGUCACAAGGCAUCCUUUCCCACCUUUUGAGAGAGGGGAGCUUCAGGACCAAACACACCCGAUGCUCACUCAGGGGUGGGCAAGAUCGCAAUCUCCCCUGCCCCUUCAUGGGCCACAUUCAACAGGUGUGGACUUGUAAAUUUGGAAGGGACCACGAGGGUCAUCGAGUCCAACCCACUGCAGUACAGGAAUAUUUCUCCCCAACCUGGGACUCGAAUCCAUCACCCUGAGAUUAAGAGCCUCGUGCUCAACCAACUGAGCUAUCCUGGGAGGACCACCCACCUGCCAAUCACCUGAUGUAGCAAUGAGGUCAGACUUCAAAGCAGUGGUGGUGUGGGAGGGGUUGCCAGGAGUCCUGGGUGCUCCUUUGAAGUCCGGCCAGCCAGCUGGCUUCCUGCAGGGACUGGCUGUGGGCUAAGAGUUGUGGGCUGUGUCUCUGCCUGCCCCACACCUGCCAUUACCUGUAACUUUUUUGGGGGCAGGGGUGUGUGUGGAAUAGCCAGAGGCUCUUCACUCCUGGGCUUAAUGCUUAGAACCAAAGUGUGUGUUGGGUUGUUUUUUUUGCCCAUCUAGUCCAGCAUCCUGUUUUGCCCAGUAACCCAGCAGAUGCCCCCCAUCAGAACCCGAGUGCCACAGCUCCCUCUCCCCACUUGUGAUACCCAACUGGCAUCCAGAGGCCAGUGAAUUUGUUUCAUCCUCUCUUUGUUCAAUUCCACUGUACCUUUUGGGGAAAACCUUUCACCUUUUGUUUUAAUUGCAGGCAAAGGUUGUGGCACGUGGGAUGGGGAUGGGGAUCCUUAUUGGGAGAAAGAUUAUCCUCCCCCCACCUAAAAAAGUGGCUAUGAAACCAUUUUUUUUCUAAGCUCAUGUUGGGUAGGGGUGGAGUUUGGUCCCUGGCAUGGCUGGGAAGAGAGAAGCUUCCUCUCCCUCUAUUUUCUGGUCUGAAUAACAGUGCCCCCCCAUGCACCUAUAGUUAAUGAAAGAAAAGUGGAAAACUCCCAUCUCCCCCUGGUCUUCUGUUAGGGCCACUAUUUGCCCAGCAGGUGGCAGCCUAAAGUGGCACUGGCUGGCCGAGGGAGGUGGGAAAGAGCAAUCCCCUCCAAAUCCUAUUCCUGAGCUGACGUUUCAUCUUUCCCAGCACUGGCCCUCCAUGGGUGUGGAAACUGUUCAUGGCUUACACUUUCCCAAAUGUUGUGAUAGCCUGUAGUUGUAACUCCUGGGAUAGCUCAGUUGGUAGAGCCUUAGGCUAUUAAUCUUAGGGUCGUGGGUUUGAACCCCACCUUGGGCAAAAGAGUCCUGCGUUGCAUCAUAGAUAGGCAGCCCUCGUGAGCCCUUGCAAUUCUACAAUCCUAUGAUUCCACAGGCUUUGCUGGGAUUUGCUGGGUGCAGAUUGUCAGCUUACAGGAUGUACUUUGGAUUCUCUGUGUGUGAGGAGGAGUUGUUUUGUGGCUGCUCCUGUUACCCUAGUGGCUGGGGUGUGUGUGACUGUGUGUGUGCGUGCGCACGCUUAGAGGCAAGAGGGCAGCAGGGACAGCACUGGAGGUGUAAAUGACUAUCGGACUUUGAAAAGCUGGUACCACUGGAUCAAGUCCAUCACUUAUGUUGGAUUAAUUAAAUGAAAGAGUUUUAACUGGAUUUUGAAUAAAUGCGCAACCCAUCGCCACUGCUUUGAAUUGCGUUGUUAUGCUUCUCUCCCCUCCCUGUAGGUUCAAAGUCUUUGCCGAUUACGAGUCCUACAUCAAAUGUCAAGAAAAGGUCAAUGCUCUUUAUAAGGUGAGGCGGUGCCCCCCACAUGCCCAAUGGUGGUGGGAUGGGGACGACGCUGGUGAAAAAGGACUGUUGCCGUGUGCAUGUGUGUUUCAUUGAUCAGGUGUCAAUGCCAGAUGUGCUGAAUGACAGGGGAGCCAAGCAGUCUCAACCUCAACCGUUGCUCUUGUGACUGUCACCCCAGCCUGCUGCUUAGUAUCUCCCUUGCAUAACUCCUAACUCCAGGCCUAAAACCCAAACCUAAAACACUGGCGUUGUCUUUCAAACUGACUCUUGGUGGAGGGAGGGAGUGUCAUGCACUGGUUGGACACAAGAGGAAUGGGAAGAAGGCUCAGAGCCCGGGGAGUGGUGUUGGGACAGCAAGGAGAGGUCAGAGGGAGAAGACUGCAAAGAGGCAACAGGGCUUAGUGAGCUGGGAGAGUCGGUGGCAGAAAGAAGUCCAGAAUCAGAGGCAGAAGCUGAAGAAGAUGAGUGGGAGGCCAAAGCGGCAGAGAUGAUUAAAUUCUAACACCUAUUACACCUAGGGCUUUAGGGUGUCUCGCACCCACAAACUCAUAACAAUACGAAUCCCAACUUUAAAAGGAAAUCCUUGUAGCUGAACCUCUGGCCGCAGGAGGCCCCUAGAGCUGGUCCUCUCCAAUAGUUUGGGAACAAUUUGGCAGGGGUGCCCAGGUGCCCACACACUGAAAUGUGUGUGUGGGGGGAGGCUCCCUUCUUCCCUCUCAUGAUUCGCUGCUUUGAUCUCCCUCCGCAGAACACCAAGGAGUGGACCAAGAAGGUGAUCAGGAACAUUGCUUGUUCCGGAAAGUUCUCCAGCGACCGCACCAUCGCCCAGUACGCCCGUGAAAUCUGGGGUGUUGAGCCCAGCCGCCAAAAGAUCCCCGCCCCCGACGAGCCUCGGGAGUGAAGGACCCCCCCUCAUGUGCCAUCAGCAACUUCAACGGGGCAGCUCAAAAUCAAUGGGUCCCUCACCCCCCUUUUUCAUCUGGCUCCAAAUGUACAAUCACUUUUUCUUGUAGGGGGAAGGAGGUCAAAGGAGGAGAUUGUUUUUCUGUCUAGGUUCCCCCUCUCCCCAUUUUAGAAUCUGCCCCAUAGGAGCUGUGGGCAGGUAAUUCAGCCCAGUCCCCCUUCUCCCCCCUUCCUGCCAUGCUCUGCUAUUUAUUUUAAGGGGGGGUCCACACCUUAAUUUUAAAACCCAUCUCUGCUUCUGAAGCCCUCCUUUUGUUCAAAGGGUGAGGGGUGUCUAUGGCUUCCCUGCUUUUUAAGGGGGCUUCUCUGUCCCAUUUUUAUCCUCAAGGGAUGUAUUGCUGGGUAGGGAGGGAGGAUUUUAUCUCCUCACUUUUAAAGCAGCACUUGGCCUGUUUCGUUAAAAUGGGGCAACAAGGCUCCUGGAGGGGAGAGGGCGCCAAUAAUAAUAAAGGUUUUAAAAACUAUUGUCAGCCGCAGGAAUGUAUUUUUACAGGGGGGUGGCCGGAUACUUGUGCAUUCCUGGAGCAUCUUCCUCUGAGCAGGGUGUAAUGUGGAGUGGGACGGAUCCCCACUGUUAAAUCUUUUAUUAUUUCAAGAUGCAGAACCACCAGGGUCACUCUAAGCAAGGUGGGAUUAGACCAGGGGUCGGCAAACUUUUUCAUCAGGGGGCCUGUCCACGGUCCCUCAGACCUUGUGGGGGGCCGGACUAUGUUUUGAAAAAAAAAACACGAACAAAUUCCUAUGCCCCACAAAUAACCCAGAGAUGCAUUUUAAAUAAAAGGGCACAUUCUACUCAUGUAAAAGCAUGCUCAUUCCCAGACCGUCCUUGGGCCAAAUUUAGAAGGCGAUUGGGCCGGAUACAGCCCCCAGGCCUUAGUUUGCCUACCCAUGGAUUAGACUCUGAAGAUUCAGGGUUGAUCUGAAAAUGAGCGAGGUGGGGUGCAAUGGGGGGAGAGGGGAAUUAUUAAAGGAAGCCCCGAGGGUUUGCCUAUCACCAGAGAAUCAGACAAAUCUGUCCUGCAGCUGGGAGAGGAUGUAUGUGUCCGUCCAUUGGGGGUGGGGGCUGCAUUUUGUGUUCCUAAUCCUGCCUCCCCCAUAUCUACAGCGUUCUUCCAUUCUCACACCUGACAACCCAAAAGCCCUCUUACUCA